AGUUGGCGGUCGGUCGGUCGGUCAGCCAGCCAGCCAGAAGAAAAAGAUGGAAGCGAUCAAUGAAACGAAAUGAAAUGGUGUGGUGGGCUCCUCCACAGCGGGAUGGCCCGGCCCACCGGCGGGCAGCGCCCCCCGGCCGAGCUGGCACCGCCCACGUCGAUCUGCGCGCGGAUCUCGGGGAGCGCAGGGAGCGCGCGGAUUUUGAUUUCGCCGGAUCCUGGGGCGGGGCCACCACCCGCGCUGCUCACCUCCAUUUGCUCCACGUCACGCUGCCCUCCAUAUCUAUCUCCUUCCUCCGCCGCUUCCUCCCCCCUCCUCCUUUCCGCUCUGCUACAGCUACCGGACCCGACGACUCCUCCGCCGCCGUCUCCGACCGCCAUGCCACUGCCUCCUCCUUCCCUUUCUCCCGCCGCGGCCUCCUUCCCCGUUUCCUGACUCAGCCCUAAGCUAAGGGUGUUGGGAUCCCGCCGUCCUGCCGCUCGCUCUCGGAGAGGUCCAUUUUAGACAGCAGGUUCUGCUGUGGGUCGGUCGGUCGGUCGUACUGAGGCAUCUGCAACAUCUCCCUCCCGCUUGCCCACUCGCCAAUCACACCAGUAGAUGGUUUAACAAGAGCUUGCUUCACUCACCGGGAAGUCUUCCACACCGUCUGUGUCUCCUCACUCAUAAAUUCUGAGCUGUUGGAUGCAACUGAGGCGCUCUUGAAGGCAAGCGUAAUAUGUGCCCGACCGUCUCUUCAUUAACCAAAGACCUGCCUCGAAUCAAUCCCACAACUUUUGUCUACCUCUUCGAGUCAGGCUGAUGGAGGUUGCCCGUCAGCAACCCGGUGUGGAUGGGCCUUGCCUCAGAGAUGCCAGGCUGCUUGGGAAUGGCGCCGUGGGUGGGGGCUAUAGGCUCCAGGGGGAGGAGGACUUGAGAAACAAUGACCCAGAUGGCCUGCUCAGCGGGCCAACCUCCGGAGCGCAGCAGGGUGACAUGGAAAACCAGCAGCAGCAGGUCUGCUGGGAGCGCUUCCUCCAGAAGAAGACUAUCAAAGUCUUGCUAGUGGAGAGUGAUGAUUCCACCAGACAGGUUGUCAGUGCCCUGCUUCGUCACUGCAUGUACGAAGUUAUCCCUGCCGAAAAUGGCCAGCAAGCAUGGACUUAUCUUGAAGAUUUGCAAAACAGCAUUGACCUUGUUUUGGCUGAGGUUUUUAUGCCUGGUGUAUCCGGAAUUUGUCUGCUGAGUAGGAUCAUGAGCCACAAUAUUUGCAAGAAUAUUCCAGUGAUUAUGAUGUCUUCAAAUGAUGCAAUGGGUACAGUCUUUAAAUGUUUGUCAAAAGGUGCUGUUGACUUUUUAGUCAAGCCUAUACGUAAGAAUGAACUUAAGAACCUUUGGCAGCAUGUGUGGAGACGGUGCCACAGCUCCAGUGGUAGUGGAAGUGAAAGUGGCAUUCAGACACAGAAGUGUGCCAAAUCAAAAGGAGGCGAUGAAUCCGAUAACAACAGUGGUAGCAACGACGAUGACGACGAUGCAAGCAUGGGACUUAAUGCAAGGGAUGGCGGUGAUAAUGGCAGUGGCACUCAAGAUUUUAAUGAUCUGAUGGGGUUGGGUGCCAAUCAGAGAAUGACGCAGAGCUCGUGGACAAAGCGUGCUGUGGAGAUCGACAGUCCACAGGCUAUGUCUCCAGAUCAGUUAGCUGAUCCACCUGAUAGCACUUGUGCACAAGUGAUCCACCCAAAGUCUGAGAUAUGUAGCAACAGAUGGCUACCAGGUACAAACAACAGAAAUUGCAAGAAACAGAAAGAAACUAAUGACGACUUUAAGGGAAAGGACAUGGAAAUAGGUGCCCCUAGAAAUUUAAAAGUGGACCAUCAAUCUUCCCCAAAUGAGAGGCCCACCAAACCAGCAGAUAGGCGUUGUGAGUAUCCACCAGAAAACAAUUCAAAGGAGACAAUGAUGGAAAAUUUAGAGGAGGCAACUGUUCGAGCUGCUGAUCUAAUUGGUUCAAUGGCCAAAAACAUGGAUGCGCAGCAGGCAGCAAGAGCUGCAGAUGCCCCUAAUUGCUCCUCCAAAGCGGCGCCAGAAGGGAAAGAUAAGAAUCAUGAUAAUAUUCUGCCAUCACUUGAGUUGAGUUUGAAGAGGUCGAGAUCAACUGGAGAUGGCGCCGAUACAAUUCAAGAUGAGCAACGGAAUGUGUUAAGACGAUCAGAUCCCUCGGCAUUUACGAGGUACCAUACAUCUGCGGCUUCUAAUCAAGGUGGGACAGGAUUUGUGGGGAGCUGUUCACUGCAUGAUAACAGCUCGGAGGCUAUGAAAACGGAUUCUACUUACAACAUGAAGUCAAAUUCUGAUGCUGCUCCAAUAAAACAAGGCUCCAACGGCAGUAGUAAUAAUAAUGACAUGGGUUCCACCACAAAGAACGUUGUGACAAAGCCCGCUACAAAUAAGGAGAGAGUGAUGUCACCCUCAGCUAUCAAGGCUAAUGCACACACCUCAGCAUUUCAUCCUGUGCAGCACUGGACGUUGCCAGCUAAUGCAACAAGAAAAGCGAAGGCUGAUGAAGUGGCCAACAAUGCAGCGAAGAAUGCUCACCCGGGCGAAGUACAGAGCAAUCUCGUGCAACACCCUCGUCCAAUCCUUCAUUAUGUCCAUUUUGAUGUGUCACGUGAAAAUGGUGGGUCAGGAGCCCCACAAUGUGGUUCAUCCAAUGUAUUUGAUCUUCCACUUGAAGGUCAAGCUGCUAACUAUGGUGUGAACGGAAGCAACUCAGGCAGUAACAAUGGAACCAACGGACAGAACAGAAGUACCGCUGCCGCAAGUAUGGCUGCUGCAAAUGCUGAACGGACAAAUACGGAGAUUGCUAAUGGUGCCAUUGACAAAAAUGGGCCUGGAGGUGGCAAUGGGAGUGGAAGCGGCAGUGGUAAUGACACGUAUGUGAAACGGCUCGCCCCGGCCAUAACACUGCGAGAAACACAACUGAUCAAAUAUAGAGAGAAAAGGAAAGAUCGGAACUUUGGAAAGAAGGUGCGGUACCAGAGCCGAAAGAGGCUGGCUGAGAAGCGGCCACGGGUCCGUGGACAGUUCGUGAAGCAGGCUGUACAAGAUCAGGGCGGAAGGGAAGGAGCUGCAGAUAGAUGACCCCCCCCCCUAGUGUGACUCCGGCUCCGCCUCCAACUCCAACAUGGCUGCAUGCACCUGCUUUGGACUCCCAACACCUGGCAAUUAGACAGUUAAUUCUUCCUUCGCUGGUCUGAUCUGAUAUGGUCGACAACAUCCCCUUCCUAUCCAUCAUUGGUUCCUCCACAUUUAGAGUCGUCUAUCCUGGAAAGAAUAAAUAAGGAACUCCUGUGAUCCCUUAUAUUUUGCAUGCAUUCACAAGUAUAGUACAGAAGAAGCAUGUGGCUGACAGGCUCCAGGUGGUCUGUAAUACUACCUACUAUAUAUAUGGGAGUCAAGUCAUGCUGAAAUGUAACUAAGCAUGUACUGUACUAGUAAUGUCUGAACGGUACUGCUGUGUGUUGUCAUGUGUGGUCUUGGAUCAGUUGUCGAUCUGGCAGCAGUAAUGCAGUUGAGUUAGCUUACGGUUAUUCGGUUAUGCUGCUGCUGCUGCCGCCUGUGCCAGUUCAAGUGUCAUCAGUCAUUCUAUACACAUCCUCCUUCAAAUAGAAUUUCGUGCUUGUUACUAUGUGUCUAA
Messenger RNA from Phragmites australis (common reed), 3673 nucleotides. RefSeq names its product two-component response regulator-like PRR37. Bases 799 to 3117 code for a protein of 772 amino acids. Gene Ontology annotation, biological process: phosphorelay signal transduction system; cytokinin-activated signaling pathway. The record is from RefSeq and is a predicted model, not a curated record. The transcript has 13 exons. Lineage: Eukaryota; Viridiplantae; Streptophyta; Magnoliopsida; Poales; Poaceae. Gene Ontology annotation, molecular function: protein binding.